GUUUACACUUCCUGGUAGUGUGAUUUCGAUUUCCUGUAGAAGGGGCGAAGAAACUCACGGCUGUCUUCUUGACAGGGCCUGAACCCUAGUAAGACAGGGAACGGCCUCAGCCAUGGUCCUUUGGUAGACAGUUGACAAGUUAGCGAAAUAACGCUCUGAAUCACUGAGUCACGAGAAUAAACUCUGUAUCAGGUCACCUGUCUGCCCCCGCGGGAAGUCGUUUUACCAUUUAGUGUACCAGGUUGCUUGCUAGCCAGGUAACUUCGUAUGUUACUCUGUUAGGGCAACUGUUAGCCAUUCACUAACGAAGCACCUCUACAAUUUGAUCCUGGUGUCUAUUUCAAGAUGUCAAAUGCUGGUUUUAGUUCUCAGAAUGGGGCAGGAGGACAGACUUACGCAAAUGGUCCCUCACAGAACCCUUUUCCAAUGCAGCAAGUGAGCCAAGGUUACAGCAUGCCUGGCCAGCUAGGUUAUCAUAACCCAGUGCUUGCGAAGGCCCCCAUGCCUCCGGGACCUGUGCUCUACAAUGCUGUCCCUCCAGCCAGCCCAUAUCAGAGUGCCCCUGGGCCCCACAUGCCAGUCAGGCCGCCAGUGGGAGCCCCACCGCCCAUGCAGCCUGGCCAGACGAUCCCUGCUUCUCAGAACUCUGUGCCGCCCCCCACGGCAUCCACAAACAGCUACUAUCCUGAUGCCCAGAACCCCUCACCGUCCAGCUGGAACUACGGUGUGCGUCCUCCCAUGGGCAUGGGGACACCUCCACCUGGGAAUCACGUGACGUCAUCUCCCAGCCCUGUGCCCAACCCACCUUCUCAGGGGUUCAGUGCAGCCCCCACUCUCACUCCCAACACCGCAACAACCCCCGGCCCCCCACUGCCUCCAUCCUCGUACAACAGCUGGACCCAGCCAGGCUCUGUUCCACCUAUGAACGCCAUGAGCCCACAGACCCCGUACCAGCCAGGAAGGCCGCCAUAUGGGCCCCCUCCCACAGCAGGUCCUCCGCCAGGCAUGAGACCAACCCCACCUCCCACCGGCCCCCACGGUACAGCGACCCCUCCCCCGCCGAUGGCCCCCCAAAAUGAAGGAGUGAGACAAACUCACACACCAACCAACUCCCAAGCGCUCAACAGCUCUGAGGCGGGCGGGCGAAUCAUCACUGACCCCCCCUCUUCUCAGCCAGGGCCAGUGGGAAGGCCGAUAGGUCACGGCUACCCUUCCCUGCCACCGGGCUACCAGAAUAUGGCCCAACCCCCAAAUGUACCCCCUAUGCACCCAACACAGCCUUACAGCUCUGGUCCGGCGGCAUACCCACAGCCGCCGAUGGGCGCUGCCCAGCUGAGCCCCUCUAUGGCGGCGAUGAGCAUGCAGGCCCAAACCCCGGACUCCCUGCGCGUGGUCAACCUCCUACAGGAGCGCAACCUCCUCCCCCCCACACCCUACCAGCCCCCCACACCCUGCCUGCCACAGGACCUGCAGAGGGUGAACUGCAGUCCAGAUGUGUUUUGCAGCACUCUCACCAGCAUCCCUCAGACACAGGCCCUGUUGAACAAAGCCAAGCUGCCCCUCGGCCUGCUGCUCCACCCUUUCAAAGACCUCUCGCAGCUUCCUGUGGUGACCUCCAGCACCAUUGUCAGGUGUCGCUCCUGCAGGACCUACAUCAACCCCUUUGUGUCCUUCCUGGACCAGAGGAGGUGGAAGUGCAACCUCUGCUACAGAGUCAAUGAUGUCCCAGAGGAGUUUAUGUACAACCCUGUCAGCAGAUCCUACGGAGAGCCUCAUAAACGACCUGAAGUCCAGAAUGCCACCAUUGAAUUCAUCGCUCCCUCUGAAUACAUGCUGCGACCACCACAGCCAGCUGUUUACCUGUUUGUCCUCGAUGUUUCUCACAAUGCAAUGCAGACCGGAUACGUAGAUGUUGUCUGUCAGUCGCUUCUCGAGAACCUCAACUCGCUUCCAGGGGAUACAAGGACGAAGAUUGGUUUCAUAACCUUUGACAGUACAAUCCACUUCUACAACCUCCAGGAGGGGCUUUCCCAGCCCCAGAUGCUCAUUGUGUCUGAUAUAGAAGAUAUAUUUUUACCCACACCAGACAGCCUUUUAGUCAACUUCAAUGAAAGCAAGGAGCUGGUAGGGGACCUGCUGAAGAGUUUACCACAGAUGUUCAGUAAGACCAUGGAGACCCAGUCUGCCCUGGGCCCGGCCCUGCAGGCCGCCUUCAAGCUGCUCUCGCCCACCGGAGGCCGAGUGUCUGUCUUCCAGAGCCAGCUGCCCACUAUGGGGGUCGGGGCACUCAAGUCCAGAGAGGACCCCAACCAAAGGGCGUCUGCCAAGGAGAUCCAGCAUCUCUCUCCUGCGACAGACUUCUACAAGAAGCUGGCGCUGGACUGUUCCGGACAGCAGGUGGCUGUGGAUUUGUUUAUGCUGACUUCACAGUACUGUGACCUGGCCUCACUGGGUUGCAUAUCCAGAUACUCGGCAGGAACUGUCUACUACUAUCCCUCCUACCACAACGAACACAACCCCGCCCAGACCGAGCGCUUCCAGAAAGACCUCAAGAGAUAUCUCACCCGCAAGAUCGGCUUUGAGGCUGUUAUGAGGAUACGAUGCACUAAAGGCCUCUCCAUACACACUUUCCACGGGAACUUCUUUGUGCGCUCGACAGACCUGCUGUCGCUGCCCAACGUGAACCCAGACGCAGGCUUCGCCGUGCAAAUGUCCAUCGAGGAGAACCUGGUGGACAUGCAGGUGGUCUCCUUCCAGGCUGCCCUGCUCUACACGUCCAGCAAAGGUGAAAGGAGGAUCCGCGUGCACACCAUGUGUCUGCCUGUGGUCAACUCGCUGUCUGACAUCUUUGCCGGAGCCGAUGUGCAAGCCAUCACCGGGCUUCUGGCCAGCAUGGCUGUAGAUCGUUCUGUGACGGCCAGUCUGAGUGAUGCCCGGGACGCGAUGACCAACGCGGUGAUCGACUCGCUGUCCUCGUACCGUACUUCUGUGCUCACCAUCCAGCAGCCCGGCCUGCUCUCACCCAACUGCCUGCGCCUCUUCCCCCUCUACAUCCUGGCCCUGCUCAAACAGAGAGCGUUCCGGACCGGCACCAGCACUCGACUGGAUGACCGCGUGUUCGCCAUGUGUCAGUUGAAGUCCCAGCCGCUGGCAUACCUCAUGCUCAUGAUCCACCCAGCGCUGUACCGACUGGAUGACCUGACUGACGAGGGGGCGCUGAAUGUCAACGACCGCACCAUCCCCCAGCCCCGUGUCCUGCAGCUCUCCGUAGAGAAGCUGAGCAGAGAAGGAGCCUUCCUCAUGGACGCUGGCUCGGUGAUAUAUUUGUGGGUAGGAAAGAGCUGCAAUCCUCAGUUCUUAACCCAAGUCCUUGGGGUUCCAAACUACCCAGCUCUUCCUCAGAACUUGACUCAGCUCCCAGAGCUGGACACUGCUGAGUCUACAAGGACGAGAGCGUUCGUUGGUUGGCUGCGGGAACAAAGGCCAUUUUAUCCCCUUUUACAUGUCAUCAAGGAUGAAAGCCAGUUGAAGGCCAACUUCAUGCAGAACAUGGUUGAGGAUCGGACUGAGUCUGCGUUGUCUUACUAUGAGUUCCUGCUCCACGUGCAGCAGCAGAUAUCCAAAUAGCUGCUGUUGAUAGGGGUUGGGGUUGGGGUUGGGGGGGUCAGCGAGAAGUAUACAGUUGUUCUGGCAGUAUUGAUAGGGUGGGGGUGGGGUGGGGUGGGGGACGGGGAUGAGAAUGUGUCCGUAUGUAUAACUGGCGUGCAGACUCCGAGCCCGUCGCUACCUUCUGAAGGACAACGCCGUUGUCCCCUGUGUGAUUCUCUCAUCGUUUCCCUUGGAGACAGACCCACUGGCUGCUUUCAUUCAAAUCAAACUUCUUAUUCAACAAAGUCAAUGAUGGAAGGCAGAUUGUUGAUUUCCUAGUUCUGGAAAAUCAAGUGUUUGACCUUUUCGGGACAGACAUUGUGAAGACAUUCAGCUGAUGAAGCACAGUUGUACUUGCUAAUAAUAAAGUAAAGUAUGUAUCACACUAAAGUCUUUUGAGCAUGCGUGCUCCUAGCUCAGUCUAGAUGUCCACUAAGGUGCACAGUCAGUAAUAAAGUAAUGCUCUAUGGUAUGACAGAAUGGCAUAAAUACUCUCUUUUUUUCGGUCACUGCUAUUGUCAGUCGAACAAAUCUGCAGGCUUGCUAUGACAAAGAAAGAUGGCAGAUGGUAGUUAAAGGGGGGGGGGGGGGGUCUAGAUCCUGUUGUAAUCUCUUGCUGUGAGUACAUUGAUCAAGUGGAAGGCUGUAUUCACCUUGUGGUUUAUGGCAGUCACUCUGUGAAAAUUUCAACUUUUCAUGUUCUUUUAUUUCCUUCUUUUUUGUUAAUUUAUGAGAAUCCCAGUCUAAUUAAAUCUGUAUUUGCCUUGUAUGGGAACUCAGUUUUUUUUAGGCUUCUGUUUAAAUGCAGACAUUAUGUAUAUGAAAUGUUUUAAUAUAAUAGGAUAUGGGAAAUUUCUUUAACAGACGUAACAAAGCCAUUUUGAUCUUUAAUCAUGCUUUAUUAAAAACUUGUAUAAUAAAAAGUACAUUAUAAUGAUAAAGAUGGAUUUUAGUAUGACAUUAAGCUGAAUUUAUGAUAAAAAAUAAACAGGUUGGGCCUUUUAUAUCUAGUAGUGGUUCUGUCAUGAAUGAAGGAGUAUUCUAUUUAAUUCACUUCUCUUUUGAUAAAUGCCAUCUCUGCAUACACAUUUUGUUCUUCGAAAAUGGCUUCUUAAGUUUUAUCUUUUGAAGUGUCUCAAGUUUUAAUUAAACAAUAUGAGUAUCACAGAAAAGACUCAGACUGUGACAAAUAACCCACAUGUAGUGUUAAGCUCUUCUGUGUUGAAUUUCAUGUUAUGUGUUUGUCAUGCUGAAUGAGUAAGUUAUGAAUGACGGCGAAGAUUGGACUAUACCUCCUUGUUUGUUUAUAUGUGUAAUAAUCAAAAUCAACCGAAACUUUUGAUUGAACAUCUCAAAAUAAAACAUUCUGUUUUUCCCAUGUACUUUUGAUAAUGCUUUCCGUCUUGGAGAUGAUGAAGCUCAUCAAUACCUCAGAGGAACUGAGCUUUCUUUUUUGUACUUUUUAUACCAGACUCCAAGUUGUUUUGUUUCUUUUAAGAAACUGAAUUUAUAUAACAUCACAGUGAACAACCGGAUUGAGGAAAAGUAUUUGUAACUUGCUGACCACUAGUUUUGAAAAUGUGUUAAAGAAAUUAUUUGAAAAUUAAAUCAGAGUUCCAUAUAAAACUGGA
Clupea harengus (Atlantic herring) is the source of this 5279-nucleotide messenger RNA. It is a transcript of the gene sec24a, whose product is annotated as SEC24 homolog A, COPII coat complex component. Gene Ontology annotation, biological process: COPII-coated vesicle cargo loading; endoplasmic reticulum to Golgi vesicle-mediated transport; intracellular protein transport. Gene Ontology annotation, cellular component: endoplasmic reticulum exit site; COPII vesicle coat. The record is from RefSeq and is a predicted model, not a curated record. Gene Ontology annotation, molecular function: SNARE binding; zinc ion binding. NCBI's taxonomy places the organism in Eukaryota, Metazoa, Chordata, Actinopteri, Clupeiformes, Clupeidae.